Messenger RNA from Vespa mandarinia (Asian giant hornet), 4231 nucleotides. RefSeq names its product peroxidasin. Gene Ontology annotation, biological process: response to oxidative stress. NCBI's taxonomy places the organism in Eukaryota, Metazoa, Arthropoda, Insecta, Hymenoptera, Vespidae. The record is from RefSeq and is a predicted model, not a curated record. Gene Ontology annotation, molecular function: peroxidase activity; heme binding.
AUAUGCGACGCCUAGUGGCAGAUUGAGAAGACUCCGUCUCAAUCUAAAAUUUACAGAGGUUAUGUUGUGGAAAAUACUUAUAUUCUUGCACUUUGUACUGCAGAUUCCGUUUUUAAUAAUUUCAACAAAAAUUAAAAAAUGUCGUAUUUAACGAGAAAAGAGAUCGAUGAAAUGAAGCCACAAAUUGAAAAGGCCGUAAAUAAAUUUCUCGGCUUCGGUGAACCUGCUAUUGUUACUACGGCUGUCAAUUGUAUUACUUCUGGCUAUGAUAAACGUAAAACGGCAGAUAAACUAUCCGCUUUAUUAGAAGAUAAAAAAGCUUCCAAAUUAACAGAGAAGAUAUUUGCAAUAUACGAUGACAUCAAAGCUGCACAAAAAAGUAAAAAACGUAAUCAUGUGGAAGACAAGGAAAAGGAAAAAGAUGCUAAAAAGCCUAAGUUCAAAGAUGACGAAAUAAAAAAUGAAAAACCUGCAGAAACUCAACUAUCCGCAGACAAGAUAAGGCAAAUGAUGGCUAACGCCCAAAGAGAGAUAGAAGAAAGAAAAAGGGCAUUGAAAGCUAUUAAGCAAGAAGAAGUACUACCUGUGAGGCCUCUCUUUAAAGCCAGGGAUUCAUUGCCGAAUGUAGGCAGUAUGUAUAAUCAAGGUCUGUUAAGCAAAACAGAUUCUGAUAAAGCACGAAAAAUUGCUGCACUCCAAGCACAAAUCAGAAACAAAUUAAGUUCUGGAUUGCUUAGUAAUGUCGCAGUGCCAGACAAACCGACUCCUUUGAUCUUGGAUGAAUCAGGAAGGACCGUAGACAUAACUGGAAAGGAGGUACAACUUACGCAGGUAGUACCAACAUUGAAAGCUAAUAUUCGUGCAAAAAAGAGAGAAGAAUUUAAAGCUCAGUUGCAAGAAUCGAAAGGUCCAGAAGAAAUACAAGAUACGCACUUUUUUGAUACUAGAAUUGGAGUGAAACCAGCAGUACGUAAUAAGCGUUCUUUAAAAUUCCAUGAACCGGGUAAAUUCCAACAACUCGCGGAGAGAAUUCGUAUGAAAGCACAGUUAGAAAAACUUCAGAAUGAAAUUAGUCAAAUAGCUAGAAAGACUGGUAUAAGUUCGGCAACAAAAUUAGCGCUAAUAGCACCGAAAACGGAAGCUCUCAGCGAAGAUGUACCAAAUAUAGAAUGGUGGGAUUCUGUCAUAUUAACAGGUGGAUAUCCAAACGAGGAUGAACCAACGACGAUCAAAACCUCGACGAUUACAAAUUUAGUAGAACAUCCAACGCAAAUGCGACCGCCAACUGAUCCAUUGAAACCUAUCUACAUGCCUGUGUUUCUUACAAAAAAGGAAAGGAAGAAAUUGCGUCGUCAGAAUAGGCGAGAGGCGUGGAAAGAAGAACAAGAAAAAAUUCGUUUAGGAUUAGAACCUCCACCAGAACCAAAAUUACGUAUUUCAAACUUAAUGCGAGUCUUAGGUACCGAAGCAGUACAAGAUCCUACUAAGAUCGAAGCUCACGUACGACAACAAAUGGCCAAAAGGUUGAAGGCUCAUGAGGACGCUAAUGCAGCCCGACGAUUAACAGCUGAACAACGUAGAGAGAAAAAAGCGAGGAAACUCAAGGAAGAUACUAGCCUUGGAGUACAUGUGGCUGUUUAUAGAAUACGCGAUCUCGUGAAUAACGCAUCCAAAAAAUUCAAAGUUGAGACAAAUGCAAAACAGCUAUACCUUACUGGCUGUGUAAUGCUCUUCCGAGAUUGUAACGUCGUAAUCGUCGAAGGCGGAGCUAAACAACUUAGCAAAUAUAAACGAUUAAUGAUGCAUCGUAUCAAAUGGGAAGAGGAUAUCGUAAAGGAUAAUGAUGGAAAUGACGUUCCGAAUAAAUGCGUUCUCGUUUGGGAAGGAACGAGCAAGCAACGUCAUUUCGGUGAGAUAAAGUUCAAAGUGUGUCCAAUCGAAAAGAUGGCACGAGAACAUUUCAAAAAGCAUCAGGUUGAGCAUUAUUGGGAUUUGGCUUAUAGUGGAGCCGUUCUUGAUAAUACGGAUGAUAUUCCGAUCCGCAGAUUCUUCGCGUUGCUGGCGCUCGCUGAGAGUACGACCUUGCCGCCGAGGAUGCUACAAGAUUUGGGUAGGCGUACGAACGCCUCGAUGGAGAGGUAUGAUCAAGCGGAACGAAUGAUUCUGAAUUCGAAGACGCAUCUGAGUAGAGGUUCACCCUCGUGGUAUCUUGGUGCUUCUCAUGAGAUGACCAAAGAUGCUCAAAAUCUUUCAAGGAAAGCUUUACGGAUCGAAACGAUGUCUGUGAUGUUGGUAGAAGCUUUGAAUAUGUCUUCGAAGGAGGCCUCAUCUGUUCUACCUUCAGUCGCUGCAUUUGGCUGUUCAGAUCCCCCAAAUCUCUUGAAGAUCAUGUCUGAAUGUAAGAAGAUCGAUCCACGAUAUAGAUCAUUCACUGGAAGAUGUAACAACGUGUUACAUCCAACCUGGGGUGCUGCUUUAGAGGCCUACAUCAGGCUUCUACCACCAGAAUAUCAAGACGGAGUGUCUUUGCCACGAACCGAUUUACCUAGUUCCAGAGAAGUCUCUUCCAGUAUUCAUUCGGGUGGUCAAGAUCUGAAACAUCCAUAUCUGAUGGCACUUACAGCAUUAUUCGCCCAAUUUCUUGCUCACGAUCUAGCUCAUACACCUAGGAUGGAGCUACCGGAUGGUACCAGAUUGAAAUGUUGCGACGUUGAUUAUGAAAAUUUCCAUCCCGAGUGUUUCCCAAUUAAAGCUAAUAAUGCGAUCGGCUGUAUGGAGUAUUCUAGAUCUGCACCACAUCCUGGUAAUUCCUUACAAGCUUGCAAGCUGGGCCCACGGCAGCAGAUUAAUCAAGCCUCCUCUUACUUGGAUUUAUCUCCGCUGUACGGUAGCUCAGAGGAAAUAUCCAAAGCUUUGCGUUCGGGCAAAGGUGGCUUGUUGAAUACUCAAAGAAGAAAUUUACCGAUGCCAUCACCGGAGUCUGAAACUUGUAGAAGUGUGAAUAAAGCUUUCCCUUGUUUCCUCAGUGGUGAUUCCAGAGUAAACGAACAUCCUGGCUUAACACUGAUGCACGUAAUCUUUCUACGUGAACACAAUCGAGUAGCUGAGCAAUUGGCCAAGUUGAAUCCUCAAUGGGACGACGAGAAACUCUAUCAGGAAGCUAGAAGAAUCGUCAUUGCUGAAAUGCAACAUAUAACUUACAACGAGUUCCUACCUGUCAUAUUUGGAGAAACGGGUUUGGACAAAUUCGACUUGCGGCUAUCUCAAGAAGGAUACUUUCGAGGAUACGAUUCACGCACUGAUGCGACUCUUUCGAAUUCGGCAGCCUCAGCAGGUCUCUUUUUCGUUGCUGCACUCACACCAAAAACACUCGAUCUCGUGGACUCUAGAUCUGCCCUAAAAUCUGGGGAAAGGUCUCUUCUCUCGGCCUUCUACGCACCUCAAGAAUUGUACGAGGCGGGUGCAAUCGAUCGAUUGAUAGCAGGAGCUACAGCGGGACAUUCUAGGAAGCCUCUACCCCCCGGCUUGAACGAAAUCCUUCUGGAGCGAUAUUUCCAUGAUGGGAAGAGCAAUGACGUGGCCGUUGAUUAUGCUGCUCAAAUCAUCCAACAAGGCAGAGAUCAUGGUUUACCAUCUUACGUCAAAUGGCGAACGUUUUGCGGUUUACCAGACGUUACCACCUUUCAGGAUCUUAAAGGCACGAUAGCCAAGGACAUCAUCGAAAGAUUACGACUAGUUUACAAAAAAGUUGAAGAUAUAGAUUUAGUGACAGGAAUACUCUCGGAAGCACCAGUAACUAAUUCGGUCCUUGGACCAACUUUUCUCUGUUUGCUAGGACGUACCUUCCGAAAUGUUCGUUUGGGCGAUAGGUAUUGGUACGAGAAUGCUAACACGCCAGGAUCCUUCAUGAUAAAACAAUUAGAAGAGAUUCGUAAAAGUACGAUGGCGCAAGUUCUAUGCAACAACGGAGAUCACUUGAAAUUAAUGCAACCAAGAGCAUUCAUUUUGAGAGAUCCUUUCUUAAAUCACAUGACAAAUUGUACAGAACACAUAAACAUAGGCCCAAAUCUGAUGUUAUGGAAAGAAAAGGAAGACACUUUUUAAGUUUUUUCAAUUCGAUCGAACGUAAUAACCAUUGAUCGUGAUCACUAAUUCUGUUCCUGACUUUACUAAAGAAUGUAAGAUUACCUAAUGCUCUAGAGAGAAGCGCGUUGUGUUUUUUUAUUAUUAU